Molecule: messenger RNA, 1987 nt
Organism: Protobothrops mucrosquamatus (brown spotted pit viper)
Lineage: Eukaryota; Metazoa; Chordata; Lepidosauria; Squamata; Viperidae
Gene: SLC6A14
Product: solute carrier family 6 member 14
Exons: 14
Coding region: 1-1914 (637 amino acids)
Biological process (GO): sodium ion transmembrane transport
Cellular component (GO): membrane
Molecular function (GO): L-proline transmembrane transporter activity
Source: RefSeq, a predicted model, not a curated record
AUGGGUUGGCCCCGGCUGCCCAACUGUCUGCGCUGCGGCCAGAAGGAAUUCACGUUGUCCACUGAGAAGAUCGCGGACUCGCAGGAUGAGAACACGGAACGGGGCAACUGGUCCAGCAAAACGGACUACCUGCUGUCCAUGGUCGGCUACGCGGUGGGCCUGGGCAAUGUGUGGCGGUUCCCGUACCUGACCUAUCAGAACGGAGGAGGAGCCUUCCUGAUCCCCUACACCAUCAUGCUGGCCCUGGCCGGCCUCCCUCUCUUCUUCAUGGAGUGCUCCCUGGGACAGUUUGCCAGCUUGGGACCCGUGUCAGUUUGGAGAAUUCUCCCUCUACUUCAAGGUGUGGGAAUCACCAUGGUGAUUAUCUCCACCUUUGUGACCAUCUAUUACAACGUCAUCAUUGCCUACAGCCUCUACUACUUGUUCGCCUCCUUCCAAAGCGUCCUGCCGUGGGACGAAUGCAACCCGGAGUGGGCAGACCAGAAAUGCAGCAAGACAAUCCUGUUCCUGUGCAAUGUCACGAUGGGCAACACAAGCGUCCAGAUGAAUAACACAGAAGUGGAGAGGCAGAACCUUACCUGCAUCAACAACACCCAGGUGAUUGUAGAUACGCAGGUUCCCAGCGAGCAGUAUUGGAACAACAAAGUCCUCCAGCGGUCGGAUAGCUUAAGCGACACCGGGGUGAUCGUGUGGUAUCUGGCGCUUUGCCUCCUCCUUUCUUGGCUGAUCGUGGCUGUUAGCUUGUUCAAAGGGAUCAAGUCUUCUGGGAAGGUUGUCUACUUCACAGCCAUCUUCCCUUACGUUGUCCUGAUUAUACUGCUGGUGCGAGGUGCCACCUUGGAAGGUGCCCGCGAGGGGAUUGAAUACUACAUCGGGACCCAAUCUAAUAUUACCAAACUUGUCGAGGCAGAGGUGUGGAAAGAUGCAGCCACGCAGAUCUUCUUCUCGCUCUCUGUCGCCUGGGGUGGGCUGGUCGCCCUCUCCUCCUACAACAAAUUCCACAACAAUUGCUACGCAGAUGCCAUUUUCGUCUGUGUGACCAACUGUUGCACCAGCGUCUUUGCCGGCUUCGCGAUCUUCUCCAUCUUGGGGCACAUGGCCUUCAGGGCCAACAAGCCCGUCUCCGAGGUUGUCGAUUCAGGAUUUGACCUAGCCUUCGUGGCCUACCCCGAAGCCCUGUCCCAGCUCCCAGUGGCCCCUCUCUGGUCCUUCUUGUUCUUCUUCAUGCUUCUCCUUCUGGGUCUCGAUUCCCAGUUUGCCACCAUAGAAACCAUCACCACCACCAUCCAAGACAUCUACCCCGCAGUGAUGAAGAAAAUGAGGGUGGUGGUGACGAUGGGGUUGUGUCUGCUGCUCUUUCUGAUUGGGCUCGUCUGUGUGACCCAGGCAGGAAUCUACUGGGUCAACCUGGUGGACCAUUUCUGUGCGGGCUGGGGGAUCCUCUUUGCAGCUAUCCUGGAACUGCUGGGAAUUUGCUGGAUUUAUGGGGGAAACCGGUUCAUUGAAGACAUCGAGAUGAUGAUUGGGAAGAAAAGCUUCCUCUUCUGGCUGUGGUGGAGAGCCUGCUGGUUUUUCAUCACCCCUUGCCUCUUGGUGGGCAUCCUGGUUUGGUCCCUGAUGACUUUUUCGCCCCCCACGUAUGGCAAGAAGGAGUACCCAGAGUGGGGAUCUGCCGUCGGCUGGUGCAUGAUCGUUUUCUGCCUCAUCUGGAUCCCGAUAGUGGCCAUUUACAAGAUCUCCAGGUCCAAAGGCAACCUGUGGCAGCGCAUCGUCUCCUGCUGCAAGCCCAAACCCACCUGGGGGCCGUCCCUGGAGUGUCACCGGGGAGAGCGGUACAAGGACAUGGUGGAUCCAGUCAAGAAAGAGGACGUCGAGAUCCCCACCGUGGACGGCUACAUCCGCAAGCUGGAGUAAAGGGGGGGGCUGCUGCAGGCUGAGGGUCCCACUGAACCCCCAGCGAAAUCCAUGCAGCCGAAGGGACUCCGUG